Molecule: messenger RNA, 1160 nt
Organism: Mangifera indica (mango)
Lineage: Eukaryota; Viridiplantae; Streptophyta; Magnoliopsida; Sapindales; Anacardiaceae
Exons: 2
Coding region: 43-1044 (333 amino acids)
Source: RefSeq, a predicted model, not a curated record
UUGCCGAAUGGCAACUUCGAGAAUGGACCAAAGCCAUCACAAAUGAAAGGCACAGUGGUGAAGGACCCAGACGCCAUUCCCAACUGGAAGAUUUCUGGAUAUGUUGAGUACAUAAAAUCAGGCCACAAACAAGGCGACAUGUUGCUGGUUGUUCCUGAUGGGGACUUCGCCGUCAGGCUUGGCAAUGAGGCUUCAAUCAAACAGAAGGUUAAUGUCACCAAGGACAUGUUUUACUCCAUAACUUUCAAUGCAGCUCGCACUUGCGGACAAGACGAGAAACUCAACGUCUCCGUUUACCCAAAUUCUGAACCCAAUGACUGGGGAAUUCUGCCGAUUCAAACCGUGUAUAGCAGCACUGGUUGGGAUUCUUAUUCAUGGGGUUUCUUGGCUGAAGCUUCUCAAAUUGAGAUUUCUAUUCAUAACCCUGGUGUUGAAGACGACCCCGCUUGUGGCCCUCUCAUUGAUUCUGUUGCUUUGAAGGUUUUGACUCCUCUCAAGCGUACCAAUGAAAACAUGUUGAAGAAUGGAGAUUUCGAAGAAGGUCCAUAUAUCAUUCCCCAAGCAUCUUGGGGAGUUUUAAUUCCACCCCACAUUGAAGACGAUCACAGCCCUCUUCCAGGAUGGAUAAUUGAGUCUCUUAAAGCCGUGAAAUACAUUGAUUCUGAUCAUUUCUCAGUUCCUGGAGGCAAACGAGCCAUUGAACUCGUCGCAGGAAAAGAGAGUGCUAUUGCACAAAUUGUUAGAACCACCGUAGGCAAGAACUACACCCUCUCAUUCUCCAUCGGCGACGCCGGCGAUUUGUGUGCCGGGACAUUGGGAGUUGAGGCAUAUGCAGGGCUGGAUAGCAUUAAGGUCCCUUAUGAAUCUUCUGGCAAAGGAGGUUCCAAGAAAGCCGAGCUCAAGUUUAAGGCAAUUUCAACAAGAACAAGAGUUACGUUCCUGAGCACAUAUUACAGUAUGCAGAGUGACAAUUCAGGAUCUUUAUGUGGGCCGGUGAUUGAUGACGUUAAAUUGCUGAGUGUUUGCACUGGAAGACGUGUGUGAUUCGAUGAGUUUCAUGGCAAUAUCGCUUGAUGACAGUGAAAGAUUGCUUGCUUGGUACUUAGGUUGGAGCUUCUCAUGCGGUGUGUUUUUCACUUAGCAGGAGCAUAAUGUAACAG